Messenger RNA from Prunus armeniaca (apricot), 360 nucleotides. NCBI's taxonomy places the organism in Eukaryota, Viridiplantae, Streptophyta, Magnoliopsida, Rosales, Rosaceae. The record is from the annotation of a GenBank genome assembly.
AUGGGUCACAGGGAGGAGAAAAAUGCUCGGAGGUCUGUUCCUCAAUUCGGAGGAUGGGAUCAAAAUGGCCCAGAUCCUGCAAACUACACCGUGGUGUUCACCCAAGCUCGUGCUAACAGGAAGCAAAACAAGACAGACUUGACUGAGUUCAAGCGCAACAGCCUGGGGAAUGAACAGGAAUUCUUGGCUGCUCAUUCUCAACAUGGACAUCAUCAACAAGACGAUUCUGUUAUGUGUCUCUUUUUCAUGUACCGCGAUGUUGUAAUAUGGCAGCUCAUGAUUUUGCUGGUUUUGCAGCAAAAGUUGGUGGCGCUUAUGUUUGGCAUGGGUGGCCACCGUUUUGGCUUUCUCCAACAUUAG